AGCUGAUUAAAUAUCUUAAACAUUACUUCAAUACCUUUCACAAUAUGACUACAAUGGCAAACAAAUCACUAAACAUAUCUAUAGCAACACUUGCUAUAUCAUUUUUCAUUAUGACCAUGGUUCCAAAAAAUGUGAGUGCACAAAAUUGUGGUUGUGCUGAAGGAUUAUGUUGCAGCCAAUAUGGAUAUUGUGGCACUAGUGAUGAUUAUUGUGGCACAGGAUGUAAAGAGGGUCCAUGUACUAGUGGCACUAUUCCACCUAGUUCUCCUAGUCCUAGCAAUGAUGUUAAUGUAGCUGACAUUGUUACACAAGAAUUUUUCAAUGGUAUAAUUGAUCAGGCUGAUUCUAGUUGUGCAGGAAAGAGCUUUUACACAAGAGCUGCUUUUCUUGAUGCACUUAAUUCUUAUAAUCAGUUUGGUAGGUCUGGUUCUGUGGAUGACUCUAAACGCGAGAUUGCUGCCGCUUUUGCUCACUUCACACAUGAAACUGGACAUUUUUGCUAUAUAGAAGAGAUUGAUGGUCCAUCGAAGGACUACUGCGACGAAAACAACACACAAUACCCGUGUGUCGCUAACAAAGGAUACUAUGGUCGUGGACCGAUUCAAAUCUCGUGGAACUUCAACUACGGACCAGCCGGAAAAGACAUUGGUUUUGAUGGAUUAAACUCUCCUGAAACAGUGGCCAAUGAUCCUACAGUGUCCUUCAAGACAGCAUUAUGGUAUUGGAUGAACAAUGUGCACUCUGUUGUCAGCCAAGGCUUUGGUGCAACCAUUAGAGCCAUUAAUGGUAAACUUGAAUGUGAUGGUGCUAAUCCAACCACAGUUCAAGCUCGUGUUGAUUAUUACAAGCAAUAUUGUAGUCAAUUGGGUGUUUCUCCUGGUGAUAAUCUUACUUGUUAAGCAAGCUAACCAUACAAAACAUACAAACACAUAUACUUUAUAUAAAGUAUAUUUCAUUUUAUGAUUAUACAUGUAGUAUGAAUAAAUGAUAUCAUAGUGUAUACAUUAUACACAAUUCAAUAAUACAAUUUUUCCUUUUACAACAUA
This is a messenger RNA of Trifolium pratense (red clover), 1046 nucleotides long. Its product is annotated as endochitinase PR4-like. The record is from RefSeq and is a predicted model, not a curated record. Lineage: Eukaryota; Viridiplantae; Streptophyta; Magnoliopsida; Fabales; Fabaceae. The coding region runs from base 45 to 899 and encodes 284 amino acids. Gene Ontology annotation, biological process: cell wall macromolecule catabolic process; carbohydrate metabolic process; chitin catabolic process. The transcript is spliced from 2 exons. Gene Ontology annotation, molecular function: chitin binding; chitinase activity.